AUGUCGUCAAGUAACAACAUAGUUGAGGGCGACUGGCAGUCUCGACUGGGAAUUCUGACGCACGCUCCUCAGCAUUCAGCCAUAUCUCCAUUCAGGUUUGACGUAAUUAGGGGCGAGUAUCCUCCUCAGCUAGAAAAUCCAACGAAGCUUGUCAAACUCGUAGCGAAGGACGGAGAUCUCGAAGAAGAUUUCAUCGUUCACAAAUACUUUGCCUGUCACUACUCCCCGGUCCUACGAGCUGCAUUCAACAGCGACUUUCUCGAAGGACAAACGCAGACCUACACGAUUAUCGAUGCCACCCCACACGCCGUGAAGAUCUUGGUUGAAUGGCUAUACACACAGUUGAUCAACACAGCUCCUAUCGAGGAUGAUGCUGUCCAUGUACAACAGCGCCAUUUACUGGUUCAGCUGUGGGUACUGGGGGACAGAUUUCUGAUUCCAAAGCUCCAGAAUCUGGCAAUACACGCUCUCAAUCGGCUUAUCAUGGCAAUAGGUCUCAGGCCAGGGCUAUCUGUCGAGUACACGUGGGCUCAUGCACCCGUUGGAAGUCCACUGCGUCUCUUCUUCCUGCACGCGCAUGCAGUGAUAGGUGAGUUCGAUUGGUACCAGCAAAACUUGGAUUCGGUCCCUAAGGAGUUUUUGGCCGAGUUGCUGGAGAUUAUCGGGGACAAUCAGGGCUGUCUGGAAGAGCUACUUCCAAAUCAUCAUAUGACUCGUUAUGAAGUUCGAGAGAUUAUUGAACAAUGA
Molecule: messenger RNA, 747 nt
Organism: Mollisia scopiformis
Lineage: Eukaryota; Fungi; Ascomycota; Leotiomycetes; Helotiales; Mollisiaceae
Exons: 3
Coding region: 1-747 (248 amino acids)
Molecular function (GO): protein binding
Source: RefSeq, a predicted model, not a curated record